Messenger RNA from Neofelis nebulosa (Clouded leopard), 4669 nucleotides. It is a transcript of the gene TAOK3, whose product is annotated as TAO kinase 3. Lineage: Eukaryota; Metazoa; Chordata; Mammalia; Carnivora; Felidae. The coding region runs from base 741 to 3437 and encodes 898 amino acids. The record is from RefSeq and is a predicted model, not a curated record. The transcript is spliced from 21 exons. Gene Ontology annotation, molecular function: protein kinase activity; ATP binding. Gene Ontology annotation, biological process: protein phosphorylation; execution phase of apoptosis.
GGGGAGAGGGGGAAUGGAGAGUACAUAAGUGUAAUUAAAACUUACACUAGUAUUAUUAUCAAUAAUCAUGGGCGGUUCUAAUAUUUACAGGAUACCAUAAUGGUAGGUAUUGAUAGAAUUUCAUAGAUUUUUACCUAAGAUUUGUUUAGCUCGAGCGAAUUUUCCUCUUUUGUAGGGACUGGGGAAAAAAGGUCAGGAAAAGUUUUUAGAAACUUCUUCCCAAAAUGUCAAAACAUAAAGCUGUAUACAUUAAUGUAAUGCCGUUAACGUUAGCUAUCUGACCAGGAAGUACUUUCUUUAAGCCUCAUGUAUAAAACUGUGCCUAUAAUAACUUCCUUUCUCGGAAUGAAGGUGCUGAUAGCGUGGUGGUGUUCUUACAACUUAAGCUGAGCUCAGUUUUAUUUUUCCUAAUGAAAAAGUGGCAGCUUUUUAAAGAGAGCCAUCUCUGGGGCAAUCUUAACUUACUGUUGGAGCUAAAUAAAGAAUUUUUAAAGUAUUUAAUAUGUCGGAUUGGAGAUGCAGGACGUGCAUUUGAGAAGAUCUACUGUGCAUCAUAAAUGCAAAAGACUGAAGUUUUAAAAGAGGACAAAGGGUUUGCUGCUAAGAUGAAUCUGAGCAAUACGGUAUAUUUUGUGCCAUUCACAAAAAGGUACUAAAAACUUACCACCCAAAAAUUUUAUAAAUGAGAGAUAAGGCUGAGUGGGAUAUCAAAAGCAAAACGUUUGCAAGUACUGGUCACCAUGCCUAAAGGGGUGCCAAAGCACCCAGAGAUUGCUGAUCUCUUCUACAAAGAUGAUCCUGAAGAACUUUUUAUUGAUUUGCAUGAAAUUGGACAUGGAAGUUUUGGAGCAGUUUAUUUUGCCACAAAUGCUCACACCAAUGAGGUGGUGGCAGUUAAGAAAAUGUCCUAUAGUGGGAAGCAGGCAAAUGAGAAAUGGCAAGAUAUUCUUAAGGAAGUCAAAUUUUUACAACAAUUAAAGCAUCCUAAUACCAUUGAGUAUAAAGGUUGUUACUUGAAAGAACACACUGCUUGGUUGGUGAUGGAAUAUUGCUUAGGCUCAGCCUCUGAUUUGUUAGAAGUUCAUAAGAAACCACUUCAGGAAGUGGAAAUCGCUGCCAUUACUCAUGGUGCCUUGCAGGGGCUGGCCUACCUGCAUUCUCAUGCACUGAUUCAUAGGGAUAUUAAAGCUGGAAAUAUUCUUCUAACAGAGCCAGGUCAGGUGAAACUAGCUGAUUUUGGAUCUGCCUCAAUGGCCUCUCCUGCCAACUCCUUUGUGGGCACACCUUACUGGAUGGCUCCAGAGGUGAUCUUAGCUAUGGACGAAGGACAGUAUGAUGGGAAAGUUGAUAUUUGGUCACUUGGAAUCACCUGUAUUGAAUUGGCGGAACGGAAGCCCCCCCUUUUCAACAUGAAUGCCAUGAGUGCCUUAUACCACAUUGCCCAGAAUGACUCCCCAACGCUACAGUCUAAUGAAUGGACAGAUUCCUUUAGGAGAUUUGUUGAUUACUGCUUGCAGAAAAUACCUCAGGAAAGGCCAACGUCAGCGGAACUAUUACGGCAUGAUUUUGUUCGACGAGACCGGCCACUACGUGUCCUGAUUGACCUCAUACAGAGGACAAAAGAUGCUGUUCGUGAAUUAGAUAACCUACAGUACCGAAAAAUGAAAAAAAUCCUUUUCCAAGAGACACGAAAUGGACCCUUGAAUGAGUCACAGGAGGAUGAAGAAGACAGCGAGCAUGGAACCAGCCUGAUCAGGGAAAUGGACAGCCUGGGCAGCAAUCAUUCCAUCCCAAGUGUGUCUGUGAGUACAGGCAGCCAGAGCAGCAGUGUGAACAGCAUGCAGGAGGUCAUGGAGGAGAACAGCUCUGAGCCUGUCUUGAUGCACGAUGAUGAAAGCCCAGUCAAUUCCAGUUCCUCUGUUGUGCCCAAGAAGGAUCAUGUAUUCAUAAGGGAUGAGGCGGGCCACGGCGAUCCCAGGCCUGAGCCGCGGCCUACCCAGUCAGUUCAGAGCCAGGCCCUCCACUACCGGAACAGAGAGCGCUUUGCCACGAUCAAAUCAGCAUCUUUGGUUACACGACAGAUCCAUGAGCAUGAGCAGGAGAACGAGUUGCGGGAACAGAUGUCAGGUUAUAAGCGGAUGCGGCGCCAGCACCAGAAGCAGCUGAUCGCCCUGGAGAACAAGCUGAAGGCUGAGAUGGACGAGCACCGCCUCAAGCUACAGAAGGAGGUGGAGACGCAUGCCAACAACUCGUCCAUCGAGCUGGAGAAGCUGGCCAAGAAGCAAGUGGCUAUCAUAGAGAAGGAGGCAAAGGUAGCUGCAGCAGAUGAAAAGAAGUUCCAGCAACAGAUCUUGGCCCAGCAGAAGAAAGAUUUGACAACUUUCUUGGAAAGUCAGAAGAAGCAGUAUAAGAUUUGUAAGGAAAAAAUAAAAGAGGAGAUGAAUGAGGACCAUAGCACGCCCAAGAAAGAAAAGCAAGAGCGGAUAUCCAAGCAUAAAGAGAACUUGCAGCACACGCAGGCUGAAGAGGAAGCCCACCUUCUCACCCAGCAGAGACUGUACUACGACAAAAACUGUCGUUUCUUCAAGCGGAAAAUAAUGAUCAAGCGGCACGAGGUGGAGCAGCAGAACAUUCGGGAGGAACUAAAUAAAAAGAGGACCCAGAAGGAGAUGGAACAUGCCAUGCUAAUCCGACAUGAUGAGUCUACGCGAGAGCUGGAGUACAGGCAGCUGCACACGUUACAGAAGCUACGCAUGGACCUGAUCCGUCUACAGCACCAGACUGAACUGGAAAACCAGCUGGAGUACAAUAAGAGGCGAGAAAGGGAACUGCACAGAAAGCAUGUCAUGGAACUUCGGCAACAGCCAAAAAACUUAAAGGCCAUGGAAAUGCAAAUCAAAAAACAGUUUCAGGACACUUGCAAAGUACAGACCAAACAGUAUAAAGCACUCAAGAAUCACCAGUUGGAAGUUACUCCAAAGAAUGAGCACAAAACAAUCUUAAAGACACUGAAAGAUGAGCAGACACGAAAACUUGCCAUUUUGGCAGAGCAGUAUGAACAGAGUAUAAAUGAAAUGAUGGCUUCUCAAGCGUUGCGGCUCGAUGAGGCGCAAGAAGCUGAGUGCCAGGCCUUGAGGCUACAGCUACAGCAGGAGAUGGAGCUGCUCAACGCCUACCAGAGCAAGAUCAAGAUGCAGACAGAGGCACAGCACGAGCGAGAGCUCCAGAAGCUGGAGCAGAGGGUGUCUCUGCGCAGGGCACAUCUUGAGCAGAAGAUUGAAGAAGAGCUGGCUGCCCUUCAGAAGGAACGCAGCGAGAGAAUAAAGUACCUAUUGGAAAGGCAAGAGCGAGAGAUUGAAACUUUUGACAUGGAGAGCCUCAGAAUGGGAUUUGGGAAUUUGGUUACAUUAGAUUUUCCUAAGGAGGACUAUAGAUGAGAUUAAAUUUUUUUGCCAUUUACAAAAAAAAAAGAAAAAAAAAGAAAAAAAAAAGAAAACAGAAAAAAAUUCAGACCCUGCAAAACCACAUUCCCCAUUUUAACGGGCGUUGCUCUCACUCUCUCUCUCUCUUACUCUUACUGACAUCGUGUCGGACUAGUGCCUGUUUAUUCUUACUCCAUCAGGGGCCCCUUCCUCCCCCCGUGUCAACUUUCAGUGCUGGCCAAAACCUGGCCAUCUCUUCUAUUCAUAGUACACGUCACAGUAUUGAUGUGAUUCAAAAUGUUUCAGUGAAAACUUUGGAGACAGUUCUAACAAAACAAUAAACCAACAACAACAAAAAAGUGGGUAUAUAUUGCUUUAAGCAAUCACUCAUUACCACCAAUCUGUGAAAGUAAAGCAAAAAAAUAAAAAUAAUAAUAAUAAUAAUAAUAAAUGCCAAGGGGGAGAGAGACACAAUAUCCGCAGCCUUACACCUUAACUAGCUGCUGCAUUAUUUUAUUUUAUUUUAUUUUUUUGGUAUUUAUUCAUCAGGAAUAAAAAAAAAAACAAAGUUUUAUUAAAGAUUGAAAAUUUGAUACAUUUUACAGAAACUAAUUGUGAUGUACAUAUCAGUGGUGACAUAUUAUUACUUUUUUGGGGACGGGGGGGUGGGCGGGGUGAAGAGAUCUUGUGAUUUUUAAGAACCUGCUGGCAAGAGUUUAACUUGUCUUCAGCAUAUUCUGAUUGUAUCAUAAUCAUUUUCUGCUGUUGCAGAGGAUGUGAAUACACUUAAGGAGCUCACAGAAUCCCAGUAGCACAAAUUGGGCUUUGGCAAAUCGUGUAUUUUGUGUAUAGAAGGAAUUUAAGGAGAGGUAUUACUUAUUUUCAUAUUGUAUUUUAACUGUUUCUCUGAUCAAAUUUUUUUACUUCCUCCUCCUAUUCCUCCCCACCUUCCUCCUUUUCCAAUUCAGUAUUUGGAGUUCAACACUGUCUCUCAAUCAGAUCAUCUUGAUCUUUUUCUUUAUUUCCCUUCCCCUCCCUGAGUCCCAUAACUUGGUCAUAAAUAUUGCAUUAUUCACACUUUCAAACUGUGUAUUUUCUUACAAUAAAAAAUGAUGAAAAAAAAAAGGCUUUACUUCUUUUGCAUGCACUUUAAAAAAAACAAAACAAAACAUUUUUCAGGUUCCAAGGAAGAGCAUGAUAACUGUCAGAGCUUUUAAUUAUAUUUGUAAAUAAAAGUGUUCAUCACA